Molecule: messenger RNA, 1025 nt
Organism: Sesamum indicum (sesame)
Lineage: Eukaryota; Viridiplantae; Streptophyta; Magnoliopsida; Lamiales; Pedaliaceae
Product: PPPDE putative thiol peptidase family protein
Biological process (GO): protein deubiquitination
Molecular function (GO): deubiquitinase activity
Source: RefSeq, a predicted model, not a curated record
CCAUUUUCUAAAAUUUGAAUUUUUUGAACUUCCUUGUUUUCUCAUUUACAGCUUAGUGGUUAUGGCUAUGCAUUAAAGGGUUGUGAAAAAAUUAUUUCUUUUCUUGUUUUUUUUUUUCUGUGAGAAAUCUAGACCCGUUUGGCAGAAUUUGAUAUUUCAUUGAUCUGUUGCAAUGUUAUGCUUGAAAAGUUCAAUUGAAAAAGGGCGUGGAUCAGUCCCUGUUCAUCUCAAUGUCUAUGAUCUUACCUCCAUGAAUGGCUAUGCUUACUGGUUUGGACUUGGAGUCUACCAUUCUGGCGUUCAAGUUCAUGGAGUGGAGUAUGCAUUUGGAGCUCAUGAGCAUCCGACCACAGGGAUUUUUGAGGGGGAGCCAAAGCAGUGUGAUGGGUUCACAUUCAGGAAGUCGAUUCUGAUUGGGUGGACGGACAUGACUCCUGGAGAGGUGAGAGGAGUGAUGGAGGAGCUGGCGGAGAAAUACAGGGGAGAUACCUAUAAUCUCAUCACCAAGAACUGCAACCAUUUCUGCGACGAUGCCUGCAUUAAGCUCACCGGUAAUCCCAUCCCCAACUGGGUUAAUCGCCUCGCCAGGAUAGGUUUGCUCUGCCACUGCAUAAUCCCAGUGAGCUUAAAUGCCACAAAAGUUGGGCACCACAAGAUUGAAGACAAGGCAUGUGCAGCAGUGGAGAAGAAGCAGCUCAGGAGCCGCUCGCACCGGUACUCCUCUAACUCAUCCACCGGUUCAUCAACUUCUUCUUCUUGUUCUCCUCCGUUAGCAGCCACCAUCGGCAGCCGUAGCAGAAGCCCCUUGCCGCCGUCUCCGCCUUUGAUUCUUGAUUCAGGUACAAAGUAGAGGUCUCAAGCGCUGAUGAUGAUGGCAAUUAUUUUACAGAGGCUAUAGUUCUUUUUUUUUUUUUUCGUAAUCUUAUAAUGCUAACAGUUUGUUUCUGAUAAUGAGAAGCAGUUACUGGAAAGAUCUGUACAUGCACAUUGGUAUCAACUGAUAAUGGAAUUUCCUGUGUUUUCUU